CUCUCUCUCUCUCUCUCUCUCUCUCUCUCUCGCCAGUGACUUUCCAAGUCUCACAGCUUUCCAGUAGUUCACCCUCAGACGGUCAAAAAGUAUUGUAAUUCGCGCAUAGAAGAAAGAACCAUGCCGUGCUACCGGAUCUGUGAGUUCAGCAAGAAGUCAGAUGACAAUGGUAUGAGAAACCUGAGGGCAUGGUGGGAAGUAUGGGAUCUGAGGAUUCUAAUUCUCUACAUCCUCAUUGCUCAGUUAUACCUUCAUUUCUUCGGACGACUCCGUAGAAAGGGUAAGUCAGUGUUGAUGAUGAUUGUGAGCGUCUGGUUAAUCUACUUAUUUUCUGACUUGUUGGCAACAAUUGCUCUUGGAAAGCUCUCCAAGAUCAAAGUCGAUGAUAACAGUAAGGACGAUUCCAUCAGGCCAAAGGGAAAUCCCAUCAAGACAAUGGGCGAGCAAGCUCUUAGGGUGAUGUGGGCACCUCUGAUCUUGUUCUUCCUGGGGGGUCCGGAUACCUUUACCGUCUUACGCAUUGAGGAAAAUCAGUUGUGGCUGAGACACCUUAUAGGACUUUUAACCCAAGGCUUAAGAACAGCUUAUGCACUGAUAGUAACCUGGAAUAAUAAUGGGUUGUCUCUUGUGGCCCUGCUGGUGUUUGUUCCUGGUAUUAUCAAAUAUGGAGAGAGAGUGUGGGUAGUCAGGUCAAGAUCCAAUGACUACAAGGGUUUUGUGAAGUUAGAUUUAGCCACAAUUGACAAAAUCAGUGCUUCGCUACCAAAUACAAACCUAGUGCUCCUAGCCUAUUCCUGGUUCCAGACCUUGCUGCCUCAUAAUACAACUUACAAGUGUGAUCCGAGCGAAGUGAGAAUUUUGGUGGCAAGGUUCCGUGACUCACUUAGAAUUACGGGUAGUUUUGAUGCUUUCAAACUGAUUGAGAUCGAGUUGGGUUUGAUGUAUGACAUGCUCUUCAGCAAGGUAGGCACGAUCUUUACCAUAUGGGGAAGCAUACUUAGAUUUCUUAGCUUCUCUUUGAUUUUUUCUGUGCUUGUGAUAUACAUAAAGUGCGACAAGCCUCUCGGGCAUUUGAAAGGUGAUCAUAUUAUAACCAUCAUUCUGUUAGUUGGAGCCAUCUUUUUAGAGAUUGCUGGCAUUAUUGUGCAACUUGUUUCGGAUUGGGCCUUGGUUUGGGCAUGUAAGAAUGGAAGUAAGUGGGUUACUUCGGUUCUCUUUCUACACGAAUUUCUAUUCUAUAAAAGCCAGAGGUGGUCUGGGGUAAUGGGGCAAUUCAGUUUGCGGGAUUUCUGCGAAAACUACAAGCCUACUGUGUGCAAUAGGACGUGGGAGUGGCUUUUUGGCAGGGAAAAAAUGUUGAAGAGAUUCAGCUCACAGAAGAGUCCAGACCAACAGCUGAAAGAUAUAAUCAUUGGUCAUCUUCGCGAGAAAUCAGAGAGAGCUGCAGUUGUUGAUACUCGACAAACUUCAACGGAUACAGCUACGGAUGUCAAUACUUCCCAGAUAAAACAAAAAAUGUUGAAACGGACCAUACGGCGCAGGUUUCAACUGAGAAGGUUGCAAAUGUUGGUGAUCAGUUGCUGGCUUCAGAAGUGAAAAGAGGUGAGUGGACCCUUUCAAGGUAUGACCGUGGGCAGCAGUUCAAGUGGAGUAUUGAACUAGAAUUUGAACAAAGUAUCGUCGUCUGGCAUGUUGCUACCGAUGUUUGCUACAAGUCGGAUCGACCUAAAAAUUUUGGUAAGAAUGAGGUGAAGAUGGAAGUGGCCAAAAUACUCUCCGACUACAUGAUGUAUUUGCUUGUUGCAUGUCCUGAUAGAUUUCCUUUCUGCAACAAAUACAACCGGAUUAUGCAAGAUUCUGCUGAUAUGAAGAAACUUUUCGAUGGAGGAGGAUCAGUAUCGUCUGGACUGGAAGGAGUUGAGAGUAAAGGCAACACCAGAGGAUCGGUAUCGUCUGGACCGAAAGGGGUUGAGAAUAAAGGCAACACCACCGAUACCACAAUGAUGAACAAGGCACAAAGACUUGUGCAAGGUAUGAAGGAGAAUCUGAACAGGUGGGAUAUCAUCGGCAGCAUGUGGGUUGAGAUGUUGUGCUAUGCUGCGAGGACAUGCCCGGUGAAGAACCACAUUCAAGAGCUUCGACAUGGGGGGGAGUUUCUCACCCAUGUCUGGCUUUUGCUUUUCCACUUUGGCAUAACGAAGAAGCUAGAGAGAAGUAACUCUAGCCUGAAGGAUGAAGAAGACAGCGGGGUAAAAGGUGCCGGUAGCACCUUACUUGAAAUUGAGGGGAAUGAAGUUGACAAUGGUCAAUACGUUCAAGGGAUACAAGCUACUAAGGAAGAACUUGAGCAGAAUAAAGUUGAGGGUUGGACGUCUGAUUGGAUUUCGUAAUCGAAUGGGAGAGAAAUUAUGUAAAAUUGUAGUAAUGUUUGUAUUUAUGGUUUGCUUCUGAAGUGUGUUUGCUUUUAGGUAAUAACAGUGUAAAAUUUCAGGACGGGUUGGUCUGAAUGCCAGUUUGUGAUAUAUUAAUGCUGUGUAAUUGCUCGAUCAACUAUUGUAACAUUUGACAGGAUGAGUGAAUGAAGAGAAAUGUAUGUACGUUGAAAUC
This is a messenger RNA of Rhododendron vialii, 2607 nucleotides long. RefSeq lists its product as uncharacterized. The transcript has 2 exons. NCBI's taxonomy places the organism in Eukaryota, Viridiplantae, Streptophyta, Magnoliopsida, Ericales, Ericaceae. Bases 121 to 1596 code for a protein of 491 amino acids. The record is from RefSeq and is a predicted model, not a curated record.